ACCAGGAAAAUUGCUUGGUGUAGCUGUAUCGGAGAGAAGGCUCGGGAGGAGGUGAAAUUACGGGAUAUGAUGACUGAGAAACAGACGGCGGCGGAGAAGAUAAUUACAGAUGCGAUGGCUAAUCCUUCUCCAGCAAAGAGCAUGGGUGACCCUGGAAUAACCCCACUGUCCCCUUCACACACUCAGAACGACACAGAGCAGGUACAGUCACAGCAGUCCUUUGUGGUGGUGGUCGCCAUCGACUUCGGCACCACGUCCAGCGGUUAUGCUUAUGCCUUCACGAAGGAGCCAGAGUGCAUUCACACCAUGAGGCGCUGGGAAGGUGGAGACCCUGGUGUAUCCAAUCAGAAGACUCCCACCACAAUCCUGCUGACUCCAGACAGGAAGUUCCAUAGUUUUGGCUACGCGGCUCGUGACUUCUACCACGACUUAGACCCCAGCGAGUCCAAGCAGUGGCUCUACCUGGAAAAAUUCAAGAUGAAGCUCCACACUACUGCAAAUCUGUCCAUUGACACAGACCUUCACGCAGCCAACGGGAAGCGAGUAAAAGCUCUGGAUAUCUUUGCAUAUGCACUGGCCUUCUUCAAGGAGCAAGCACUAAAGGAGCUGAGUGAUCAGACAGGCGGCGAGUUUGACAACAAUGACGUGAGAUGGGUGAUCACAGUUCCUGCCAUCUGGAAGAUGCCUGCGAAGCAGUUCAUGAGGGAAGCUGCCUAUAAGUCUGGUCUGGUGCCCCGUGAAAACCCGGAGCAGCUGAUCAUCGCCUUAGAACCCGAAGCAGCAUCAAUCUAUUGCCGCAAGCUCCGCCUCCACCAGAUGGUGGACCUGGGGACCCAGACCACCCAGAACGGCUUCAGCCCCACCGACAACGUGGGAAGCGGCAUGACCCAAGGUGACCGUUAUGUGGUGGUGGACUGUGGAGGAGGGACAGUGGACCUGACGGUUCAUCAGAUCCGUCUUCCAGAGGGACAUUUAAAGGAGCUCUACAAGGCCUCAGGUGGCCCCUACGGCUCUAUCGGGAUUGACUACGAAUUCGAGAAGCUGCUGUGUAAGAUCUUCGGCCAGGAUUUCAUCGACCAGUUUAAGAUCAAGAGGCCGGCCGCGUGGGUGGACCUGAUGAUUGCCUUCGAAUCUCGGAAGAGAGCGGCGGCCCCCGACAGGACCAACCCCCUCAACAUCAACCUGCCUUUCUCCUUCAUCGACUACUACAAGAAGUUCAGGGGCCACAGUGUGGAGCAUGCCCUGCGCAAAAGCAACGUGGAUUUUGUGAAAUGGUCGUCCCAGGGGAUGCUGAGGAUGAGUCCAGACGCCAUGAACUCCCUCUUCAAGCCCACCAUAGAUCACAUCAUUCAGCAUCUGACCGAGCUCUUUGAGAAGCCAGAGGUGAACGACAUUAAGUUCCUGUUCUUGGUGGGAGGUUUUGCGGAGUCGCCCCUGCUGCAGCACGCUGUCCAGAACAUGCUCCAGGGCCGCAGUCGCAUCAUCAUCCCCCAUGACGUUGGUCUCACCAUCCUGAAGGGCGCCGUGCUGUUUGGCCUCGACCCCAGUGUCAUUAAGGUCCGGCGCUCGCCCCUCACGUACGGCGUGGGCGUCCUCAAUCGCUUCGUGGAGGGUAAGCACCCGCCAGAGAAGCUGCUGGUGAAGGACGGCACCCGAUGGUGCACUGACGUUUUCGACACCUUCAUCGCCGCCGACCAGUCCGUGGCGCUGGGUGAGAUGGUGAAGCGGAGCUACACGCCGGCCAAGCCUUCCCAGCAGGUGAUUGUCAUCCACGUCUACUGCUCCGAGAAGGACGCCGUGGGGUUCAUCAGCGAGCCGGGCGUCAGGAAGUGCGGAACGCUUCGCUUGGAUGUGAGCGGAACGGAAAGCACAGCGCCGCGUCGCGAGAUCCAGACGCUCAUGCAGUUUGGCGACACAGAGAUUCGGGCCAUGGCGGUGGACGUGUCCACCGGACGCACCGUCAAAGCUAGCAUUGACUUCCUAAGCCAUUAAGUAGACCGUGAGAGAGCUAAUGUAAGAAUUGCUGGAAGGAAGCGAACGGAAACAUACACCUUAUACACACACACAUACACACUCACACAUAUGCACACACACGCAAUAAGCUGGGUAUAUUUACUGGAAAGUGUUAAAUGAUAAUCAUCAUAAUAAUGAAUCUCAUUCACUCUCAGUCUAAGCGCGGGCUUAAGUCUAAGUCUAAGCGCGGGUGCAUCACUUCACUCCGUCCCGGUAGCUUGUUUGCUGACAGGCUCCACAGUGUUCACACACUCAUAACAAAGCCAUACUCCCCCACCCAAGAACCUGUGACUCACCUGUGAUCGCUACCCCGCCAUCAUCAUUCAUUCAUCAUGAAUUUCAAAUCAAGUCAUACGGUAUAUUCCUACACAGCCAUGCUGGAUCCACAGUCAGAUGCACCUUUACAUGCUUCAGUAGAUCACUGUAUUUCAGCGAUGACGCUGAUUUAUGCCGUGUGAUGCACCACAAAACAUUUUGUGUUAUAACAGUAUAUAAAGGUAUAAAGGUAAUAAUGAUAAUUCCAUGGAGCUUUGAUGCAUCAGCUCCACUCCUCCACAGUUCUGAGGACCAUUCCAGUGGUUUUGCAUGAUUCAGCCCUUUAAACACUGUGUUGUAAUACAUCACACUGCUGUCAACCAGUUUCCCCAGUAUACCAUUUUAUUUUAGUUUAAUUGCUUAAACAAACCCAUUAGUGAUAUAAUCCUCUGCAGUGAACAUUUAGUCGGUUUAGUUACGUUAUUACAUGGUAAUUUUAUUUUAUGGCCACUUGGGGGCAGUGAAACAAGCUGUAAACAUCACAUAAUAAAGUUGAUGACUAACAUGUUAGCAAACAGCUCACUAUUCACAUCUGAGAGACGCAGAGCAGUCUGCGUUAGCACUCGUUUGCAGCCAUGUUGAAUGUUUGUGUUGAAGAGCAGUGUUCACUUUGCUUUUAGCUCUGGUUUGGUCUCCACCAACUCCUGACAAAAAAAAAAAAAAAACACCUGGCUCUCCAGCUGCCACAUGUUCACCAGCUUCGUCC
Messenger RNA from Toxotes jaculatrix (banded archerfish), 3034 nucleotides. RefSeq names its product heat shock protein 12A (gene hspa12a). The transcript is spliced from 11 exons. Bases 67 to 1992 code for a protein of 641 amino acids. Lineage: Eukaryota; Metazoa; Chordata; Actinopteri; Toxotidae. The record is from RefSeq and is a predicted model, not a curated record.